UGAUGACGUGCCCCCUGAGGCGGAGGCGCGCUGCUGGAACUGAACGUCACAAGUCGGGGGCGCGCCGGCGGAGGCGGGAGCGCGGGGCCUGAACCAUGGCUGCGGACUGGGACGAGAUCCGGCGGCUGGCAGCGGACUUCCAGAGAGCGCAGUUCGCGAGCACCGUACAGAGGUUGUCUGAACGAAACUGUGUUGAAAUCGUUGCAAAAUUGAUAGCAGAGAAGCAGCUUGAUGUGGUACAUACGUUGGAUGGUAAGGAGUAUAUCACUCCUGCUCAAAUUGCCAGAGAGAUACGGGAUGAGCUUUACAUUAAUGGAGGUAGGAUAAAUAUCGUAGAUCUGCAGCAUAUUCUUAAUGUGGAUCUAACUCACAUUGAAAGCAAAGCAAGUGACAUUGCUAAAUCAGACAGCAGCAUCCAAUUCGUCUUGGGCCAGCUGAUCGAUGAAACCUACCUGGAUCAAAUGGCUGAAGAAGUAAAUGACCGACUACAAGAAGCUGGGCAGGUGACUAUAGCGGAGCUGUGUAAAUUGUAUGACCUUCCAGCUGACUUUUUAACAGAGCCCUUACUACCCACUUCAUUUUCUGAGGAAGAUGCAUCCAUUUUGCUCCAGCAAGUGAUGAGGACCAUGCAGAAACAUUCUGCUUCCAGGACUUUUGGGGACACUAUUGUUGUCAGUGAGCAGUUCAUUAGCAGCUGUGUGUCUUUGUUUGAGCAGAUGAUGCAGCACAAGGCUGAAAAGGAAGUACAGAAUAACCAUGCCCAUGUGUUAACAGAGGAGGACCUAAAGCAGGCUGCUAUUAUAGCAGAAAGUAUGAUUUGUGUUAAAAAGGACAAGCGAGAGGACCGGAAGAAGAAGGCAUUAGAAGGUGCUGGAAGUAUCCGAGCAGGAGGUGGUGGUAAUGCUCGAGAGAUCAGGACCAGAAAAACCAAGAAGAAGGGAAAGCGAGAUGAAGAUAGUGAUGAAGAGAUGUCAACUACAAGUAAACAGAAACAAAAGGAGAUCAUUUUCAUGGCACAAGAAGAAAUUGAAGACAUUUUAAGGAAUCGUCUUGAAGACUGUCCAGAGGAAAUGAUAUGUGAACUUGCAGAACAUUUGAUGAGACCUUUAAGUAAAAGCUAUCAGGAGGUGUUGCAUUCAGUGUUCAUGUCCACUGCCACCUCUGCAGCAGGAGCCAAUAGAAAAAAGACUGUAAAAGAACUGCAGGAGGAGGUAUCGAACUUUCAUAACAACAUAAGAUUAUUUGAGAAAGGAGCCAAACUCUUUCCAGAUGACACACACGUUCAACUAGGAAAGCAUUUAUUGAAGACAAUAUGCACCGAUAUUUCAAAUCUUCUUUUCAACUUCUUGGCUGGGGACUUGAUGAUGGCAGUGGAAACAUACACUACAAUAACCGCUGAGCUCAGAUUGAAAAUCUUGGCAAAACUGCCUGAGGAAACCAGAGGUCCUCUCUCAAAGCUCCAUAACGCACUGAGUGGCAAAAAUAUAGAAGAAUUCCUUACCAUAUUGGAUGGUGUGGCAGAAGUCUGUGGAAUUAUGCUCAAAAAGGGAGAUAAAAAGAAAGAAAGACAAGUCAUUUUCCAGCACAGACAGGCAUUACUUGAACAAGUCAAGGCCACUGAGGAGCCGGCACUAGUUUUGCAUCUGACAUCAGUCCUGCUCUUUCAGCUGUCAACACACAACAUGCUUCAUGCACCUGGCAGAUGUGUGCCACAGAUUAUCACAUUCCUCAUGACCAAGAUUCCAGAGGAUCAGUACAAGCUCCUCCUGAAGUACCAAGGCCUAGUAGUGAAACAACUUGUAGGUCAGCAGAAAAAAGGAGGCCAGGCAGAUGAUGACCCUGGUGAAUGCAACAGCAUUGAGAAGGAGAGUGAAUAUGAUGUAGAGACUGUUCGAAAGGAGCUGCAAGAAUUAACACCAUUCGUCAAAGAUCUUGUUCUGAAAUCCAGAAAAACCUCCCUGACUGAAGAGUGAAGUAAUUUGAAAUGGAAUUUUGUGGAAUGAUCCACACUUAAGCAACAUUUGCAUUAAACAGUUAUAGUUACACAUUUAAAGAUUUCACCUGUAUCAGAAACAUGGGAUAAGCUGCGGAGCUGGAUUAGAUUUAAUUGAUUACCUUUGUAACGCAAAAGGUAUUGAUUAAUUUUAUUAAAAUGAUUGCAUCUA
Messenger RNA from Rhincodon typus (whale shark), 2165 nucleotides. RefSeq names its product UFM1-specific ligase 1 (gene ufl1). NCBI's taxonomy places the organism in Eukaryota, Metazoa, Chordata, Chondrichthyes, Orectolobiformes, Rhincodontidae. Gene Ontology annotation, cellular component: endoplasmic reticulum membrane. The record is from RefSeq and is a predicted model, not a curated record. The transcript is spliced from 15 exons. Bases 96 to 1973 code for a protein of 625 amino acids. Gene Ontology annotation, biological process: regulation of proteasomal ubiquitin-dependent protein catabolic process; protein K69-linked ufmylation; response to endoplasmic reticulum stress. Gene Ontology annotation, molecular function: UFM1 ligase activity.